Penicillium chermesinum is the source of this 1380-nucleotide messenger RNA. RefSeq lists its product as uncharacterized. Lineage: Eukaryota; Fungi; Ascomycota; Eurotiomycetes; Eurotiales; Aspergillaceae. Gene Ontology annotation, molecular function: transmembrane transporter activity. Gene Ontology annotation, biological process: transmembrane transport. The transcript is spliced from 7 exons. The record is from RefSeq and is a predicted model, not a curated record. The coding region runs from base 1 to 1380 and encodes 459 amino acids.
AUGAAGGAAGCAACGCCGCUCGAUGUCGCCCUCCACAACCUGCGGUUGGAACUAGAUCCUGACAGUGGGUACAUUCGAUGGGCGCCUGAUAAUCCAAAGCACCCCAGAAACUGGCCACUGGCGAGGAAGGUAUAUGACAUUGGAAUAAUUAUCCUCCUGGAAUGCUAUACCACUGCAAUAAGUACCUCUGGGUCGGCUGCUGCAAGGUGGUCCCAGGAAAGACUUGAUAUCUCGAUCACACUUGCCCAGUUCAUGUUUGUAUCAACGUAUCUGCUUGGCCAAGCGCUAGGGAAUGUUGUGUUUCCACCAUACUCAGAAUGCUUUGGACGGAAGAAGUUAUACGUCGCAAGCACAGUAGCAUACAGCGGACUGUGUGCGAUGAUAGGUGCUGUGGACUCUCCCGCCGCGGCUGUUGUCGGUCGAUAUUUGACCGGUGUUCUAUCGUCUAUCCCCACUGUUAUUAUUGUUGGGAGUAUGGAGGACAUUUUUAAUGCAAAAGCCCGCAUAUGGACUAUGUUGCCUUAUAUCGGAGUUGCUCAGAUUGGUGUAUCUCUUGGACCCGUCAUGAGUGCAUACAUUACACAGGCAUUUGGCUGGCCUUGGAUCUUCUACAUCGCCGCCAUCGUGACGGCAGCUAUUUCCAUUCUACUUCUGACGAUAAAGGAGUCUCGACCGUCUCUCUUACUUUCCCGAGAGGUUGAGAAUCUUCGAAUUGAAACGGGAAUUGAUUCCCUGCAGGCCCUCAACCAUGACAAACCACCGGACUGGCAGACUUUCGUUUCGAACAAACUUGGGACUGCGCUUGGGAUCAUAUACCUCUUUACCGAGGCUCUGCCGCAUAUCUACGAGGACAUGGGCCUGAACCAGGAGCAGUCAAGUCUUCCAUUCUUCGCACUUGGUUUUGCCUCUAUUUUUAACAUCCCCGGCCGCAUCAUCGAUCAUCAAGCGGCCAAGAAAAAGGAUAAAGGGGAGCAUCUGGCGUCGCCCGAGUACAAGCUCAAGGGGCUGACCUUUGCGGCUCCGGUGCUAGCGCUAGGACUGUGGUGGUUUGCCUGGACAAUUCCCCCAGGGUUCAAACUAGCGAUCGUGUUGAAUGGUUACUUGGCGGAUAGUUAUCUUUCGUAUUCGUCCAGCGUCUUCGCAGCUGUCGGGCUAACGCGGGCCGUGAUGUCUGCUAUGUUUCCGUUAUUUGCGCCUCCUAUGUUUGAAGCCCUGGGUUCGAAUAUUGCUGUCUCUGUCUUAGCGGCCGCAAUGACUGUCUUCAGCUUGUUUCCAUUCUUGUUCCAGCGAUAUGGCGCGUGGCUUCGGGCGCGCAGCAAGUUCGCACAGCACAGUAUUCAAGUGUACAAAGAGAAUACCGUGGAGAAUGAUGGAUCAUAA